AUGUGGCUGAUCAACACAAGCACCCUUGAGCUUGAGGAGUUCAUCGGCAGCGACAUACCCAGUUAUGCCAUUCUCUCGCACACAUGGGAAGAUGGAGAGGUCACAUUCCACGACGCCAAAGCAAAGCUACUGGAGAAGCAGAACUCUCAAGGCGCCCGCAAGGUAGCAAAAGCAUGCGAACUUGCGGCCCAACAAGGACUGGCCUACGCCUGGGUCGAUACGUGUUGCAUCGACAAGUCCAGUAGUGCGGAGCUCACAGAGGCCAUUAACUCCAUGUUCCAAUGGUAUCGCUCGUCGAAUAUUUGCUUAGUCUACCUCUCCGAUUUCGAACCACACGAGAAUAACACUUGA
Molecule: messenger RNA, 351 nt
Organism: Sordaria macrospora k-hell
Lineage: Eukaryota; Fungi; Ascomycota; Sordariomycetes; Sordariales; Sordariaceae
Source: RefSeq, a predicted model, not a curated record